CAUCUUGACACCUCCAGUGCUUCAAAAUGGCGGCCAUCGCUUCGGAUAUCCGCAAAACCUUCCCCCAGACCGACGAGGUUGUCGUCGACUACAUCUCGGGCCUCGUCGAUGAUGAGGACGAGGAGGUCGACGACAUUGUCGAGAUGACCCGGGGCAUGCUUCAGGGUGGUCCCUCGAGCAGCAACAACAAGGCGCUCAACGACUUCAUGGACCGCCUCAUCAAGUACCUCGAGUCGCAGUCGUCCAAGCGUGUUCGCCGCGCGACCACGGCCACUCGUCUCGACAAGACGGUCGACAUGCGCUCGCAGAAGAUGUCGGCGACCAUCGCCAUGAGCGGCACUGUCGACCUCGACAGUGUCAACAAGGGCCAGGCCUCGCGUGUCGACAUGGCCAAGCUCGCAAAGGCCGAGGCCAAGCUCAAGGCCAAGAUCGAGAAGCGCUCCCGCCGCACGCUCUACGAGGGCUCCAAGCUCAUCGAGAUGCAGAAGAAGCAGGAGAGCUACGAGGAGAUGUUCAUGAAGGUCAACCCCCUCGACCUCUCGGGCGCCGCCAAGGGCAAGUCCAAGGACAUUCACCUUCCCAACAUCGACGUCUCGUUCGCUUCCAACCGUAUCCUCUCGGGUGCGACGCUUACGAUGGCCCACGGUCGUCGCUACGGUCUCAUUGGUCGUAACGGUGUGGGUAAAUCGACCCUCCUUCGUCACCUUGCCCUUCGUGAGGUUCCCAUCCCGACCCAUAUCUCGAUUCUCUACGUCGAGCAGGAGAUUGUCGGUGACGACACGACCGCCAUCCAGUCGGUUCUCAAGGCCGACGUCUGGCGUCACAAGCUCAUCAGCGAGGAGGCCGAGCUCAACGCCAAGCUCGAGGUCAUGGAGAAGGAGGGAUUGCCCGAGGACGCCCCCGAGGCGACCAAGUCGGCGUUCAACCAGGAGCGCGACGACCUGACCCACCGUCUCGGCGAGGUCCAGAAGUCCCUGCUCGAGAUGGAGGCCGAGACUGGCCCUGCCCGUGCUGCGCUACUUCUCGCCGGUCUCGGUUUCGACGAGGCCGAUCAGGCGAAGCCUACCAGGGCAUUCUCUGGUGGUUGGCGUAUGCGUCUCGCCCUCGCCCGUGCACUCUUCGUCAAGCCCGACCUUCUCAUGCUCGACGAGCCGUCCAACAUGUUGGACCUCAACGCCAUUGCCUGGUUGGAAGACUACCUGCAGACUUGGCCUGGUACCAUCCUCGUCGUCUCGCACGACCGAGCAUUCCUCGACGCCGUCGCGACCGACAUUGUGCACCAGCACUCGCAGCGCCUCGACUACUACAAGGGCAACUUCUCCCAGUUCCACGCUACGCGCGAGGACCGUCGUCUGCAGCAGAAGAAGGAGUACGAGGCGCAGCUCGCGUACCGGCAGCACCUGCAGGCCUACAUCGACAGGUGGAGGUACAACGCCAACCGUGCGCCCCAGGCCCAGUCGCGUAUCAAGAUUCUCGAGAAGCUCCCAGAGCUCGAGCCCCCCGAGGACGACGACGAGGUCGAGAAGUUCCGCUUCCCCGAGCCCGAGAAGAUCUCGCCACCGCUCCUCCAGCUCGACGAGGUCACGUUCGGCUACGUGCCCGAGAAGACCAUCCUCAAGGGCAUCAACAUCAACGUCGACCUCGGCUCCCGUAUGGCUGUUAUCGGUCCCAACGGUGCAGGCAAGUCGACCCUCAUCAAGCUCCUUACUGGUGCUAUCCAGCCCACCAAGGGUACCUCCACCCGCAACUCACGUUGUCGUAUCGCCUACUUCACCCAGCACCACAUGGACCAGCUCGACGGUGACAUGACGUCCGUCCAGUUCCUGCAGCACAGGUUCCCUGGUCAGACUGAGCAGGAGUACCGCUCGCACUUGGGCAGCUUCGGAAUCACUGGUCUCACUGGUCUCCAGAAGAUCGGCACGCUCUCUGGUGGUCAGAAGUCGCGUGUCGCCUUCAGUGUUCUCGCUUUCCUCCGUCCCCACAUUCUCCUCCUCGAUGAGCCUACCAACCAUCUUGACCAGGAGGGUCUCGACGGUCUUGCCGAAGCAGUCAAGGCGUUCAAGGGUGGUGUCAUUUUGAUUUCGCACGACGAGCGCUUCAUCAACGCCACGGCCGACACCCUGUGGGUGUGUGCCGAGGGCACCGUCUCCAAGUUCAUGGGCGAUGUUGCAGCCUACAAGAGCUUGAUUGUCAACCAGCUCCAGGCCAAGCUCAAGCCAUGAGCACAGGGGUGAUCAGGUGGAAUCUGGAUGCAGGAG
Molecule: messenger RNA, 2258 nt
Organism: Vanrija pseudolonga
Lineage: Eukaryota; Fungi; Basidiomycota; Tremellomycetes; Trichosporonales; Trichosporonaceae
Gene: SPBC29A3.09c
Product: putative ABC transporter ATP-binding protein
Exons: 5
Coding region: 27-2222 (731 amino acids)
Molecular function (GO): ATP hydrolysis activity; ATP binding
Source: RefSeq, a predicted model, not a curated record